Symbiodinium sp. CCMP2456 is the source of this 354-nucleotide messenger RNA. NCBI's taxonomy places the organism in Eukaryota, Dinophyceae, Suessiales, Symbiodiniaceae. The record is from the annotation of a GenBank genome assembly.
GCUAGCCGAGUCGUGGCGGGUGGUCGUGGCCUGAAGAGUGGGGAGAACUUUGAGAAGGUCCUCGAGCCUCUCUGCGACAAGCUUAAGGCUGCUCUAGGCGCCAGCCGCGCUGCGGUAGAUGCAGGCUUCGUGCCGAACGAGCUGCAGGUCGGUCAGACGGGAAAAGUGGUGGCACCGCAGCUCUACAUCGCCGUGGGCAUUAGCGGGGCCAUCCAACACCUGGCGGGCAUGAAGGACUCGAAGACCAUAGUGGCCAUCAACAAGGAUGCAGACGCGCCGAUCUUCCAGGUCGCCGACUACGGCCUCGUGACGGACCUCUUUGAAGCGGUCCCAGAGCUCACUGAGAAGGUCUGA